Molecule: messenger RNA, 258 nt
Organism: Clunio marinus
Lineage: Eukaryota; Metazoa; Arthropoda; Insecta; Diptera; Chironomidae
Source: the annotation of a GenBank genome assembly
AUGGAUAUGUGUAGAUUUGUAUUUUUAAGGACUGUGUUGUUUGUGCACGACACCUUCAAACAAUGCCGGCAAAUUAUGUUUCACGUUAUUUUCGAGCAAAUCAUCAUCGCGUCUGAUCUUUGCAACGUUUUGAAUUCAACUGAGGUUACAUUUGUUGUUAAGAAUUUUGAACUUCAGGCCCUUGAUAUCACAACACUAGACGUGUAUGUUGAUCAAGGUGUCAUAAUUCAUCACUGUCUUCAUGUUAUCUCGACAUAA